GGAGGGAGGGGGCGAGAGGUGGUGCAGUCGAACACAGUGAUCCAGGAGUGAGUGAGGCGACAGAGCGGAGGUGACAGCGGAGAAUGGAGAGGAGCCCGUCCGCCCGGCGAGCUUUGACCGCGGCGAGCGAGGAGAACCCACUCGGUCCUUUCCUUCUGGAGCCAGCGUGCUGAAAGAAACCGGGAGGAAUUAACUGGGGAAAGGAAAGGAAUGGCUGAUCCUCUGCGGAGGACUUUACUAGCGAAACUCCGGGGGAAGAAAUCCAAGAAAGGAGCGACGGUCGGCGGUGGAUACGGCUCUGCUGCUGCUGCUGCUGCGGCGGCGGCGAAUGGGGGCCGAGAAGGUAAAGAAAAAGUUUUGCAAAUGCAGCGAGACUCCGACGAGGCUCGCCCGGUAGUGUUGCUCACAGAGCUGGAUUGCACGACAGAGAGAAUGAGCACGUACGAAAAUUGUGUUGACGGGGCGAUGGUGGUGCAAACAGGGGGGGUUAUAAUAGUCCGGGAGAGUCGCGCAGCAGAGUUGGCCAGCGCGCGUCCCCAGGAGCGGAGCAGCGGGGGUAGGGUUCGGGUUAAUGAGGAGCUCCUGGGGGUCUCACUUCAAAGAGACGUGCAGUUUGGGGGACGUGUGUUCGGGGAGGGAGAUUGGAGCCACCAGGGCUCCAGAUCUGCUGACAAAAUCACGUUACCGGCGGGGGCCCCGCUCGGAGGACCGCAUGUCCAGAGAAAACACUUCGUCUCGGUCCCGCGGCAGUGCAGCGUCGGGGACUCGAUCGGGUUUGGGGACAAUUCGAAUCACGUUUUGUACCGAGCACGGGUAGAGGCGCGCACCGGGGCCGGUAAACCUCCACAGGGCCGGGUAACUACCUCUGCUGAUAGUGAGGGGACAGAGCCCAGAGACAGAGGACAGCCCCGGCACAUGGCAGGGACUGUAGCGGCCGUACAUGAACACAACGCCAACUGGAGUUUUGACAACAACCCAACUCUGGAGACAAACUCGCCACAUUGCGCGGCACUUGUGUAUCCAAACUGUGUGUCAAGAAACACGGAAGAAAACAUUUUAAUCAGAAAUAUUGAGAGCUAUGAGCCAGAGUAUGCAGGGGACAUCAGAGGGACUGCAGGUACUCUGCAGAGCCCGACCUUUUUCCCUACAGAGUUAGAAAUAUGCGACAUAAACAUGGCAUCCUUGUGCGCCACAGAGAACUCACUCAGAUACCCUUUAGACAGCGAAGAUGAGGAUUAUUAUGAUAAUCAAAUUCUGCCCUUUUAUGAAACUAUCAGAGUAAAAACUGAAGGUGAUAGGGCAGAGGCCGCAGAGCUGCUACAGUCAGGUCAGGACAAAGGACAGCUUGAUGACGGUAACAGUGCUCAGGAAACAGACAGGCUUAGGAACCAGCUGAAAGAAGCUUAUUACCUUCUCAUCAACGCUAUGAAUGAUAUCAAUCUGGAUGUCCAGCAGAUUAGUGGUGGUUUAACUGAUCAGCAGGCCACCUCCUCCUGUAGUAGCCAGUCCAGAGACAGCCUGUGCUCGCGGCUGUCUGCCAAAAACAUGGACAGUGACUCCUGGUCCUCAGGAGGAGACCACAGCCCUCAGCAGGUGUCUGACACUGACUCACUCCUGCUCUGUCUCAGUGGGAACUCUGAGUCAGGGCUCAGAAGCAGGCUGAACAGUAAGAGUAUGGUGAACCUGUCCUUGACCAAGAUAAGACCCACAUUACUGCGCUCUGCCAGUGACGGAGCUAUCAGGUAUCCAGGUGGACCCUCAGUCUGUGUUCAGGUCCCAGAAAUCUGUAAUGAUAAAGAGGUGAUAGAGGCUGAAGGCGAUAAUGUCAGAGGAGUUGGCGAGCUGUCAGACCACACUGCCAUCAGCAGUGAUGAGCUGCUUCAAGAUGCUGGUGCUGAGGAGGACCGCGGCGGGCAGCUCAAUGAGAGCAGCGGCUCGGUCAACAGCCUCACAGGUUCGUCAGACAGCAACACAGAGGCAUCAAUGCAUCAGGGUCAUGACAACAAGCAGGGGCUGUUCGGAGUCCGAGCGCAGGGAGCCAGCUCUGUCAACAAGGGCCACGGUGUCACUGUCAACAAGAUGCAAGAGUGGAUGCACAAGGGCCGCCUGCUGUCUUCAGAGAUGAAGCAGCGUAUAGAGGGCUCAUCUUUGCCCCGCGGCAGAGGCCAAAACCAGGACUGCUCCUGUCCCCAGGCUAACCUCGGAGGGUCUAAACCCGGGGGCCAGACAUCCAACCGGGGGGUUAAAUCUGCCAAGGCAAAAUCACCCACAGUCAAGUCACCACGACAACAGCAGCCAGCUUUCAUUGAGAAUGUCCAAACCCCCUGUGCUAACGGCCGUGAAGCGGGCAGAGCCAUUGAGCCUUCGUCAUGGAGGCAGCCGCUCACCACCAUCACUGUCUCCAAGAAGCGCAACUGGCUGCAGCAGAGCUCCCUUGGGAAGAAUCACUGCUCCAAGGAUGAGCCGCAGGGAAUGCUGGGAGCCGAGGAGGAGGGUAGCCAGGGCUCCCAUCAGCCUCCUCCUCUUCCCAGUCCCUCCCCAGACCACCUGAGACCCUUAGGGGGAGCCCCGCUGCGGCCGGUCCGCCUACAGCUGCCUCAGGUCAGCGUCGGUCAGGCCAAGGUGUCUCCCCACCCUCGGAGCGUGGACCCAGCCGAGGAGAACGAUGCAGACGACGAAGGAGAGAUCUGGUACAACCCGAUCCCUGAGGACGAUGAACUGGAGAUGUCUCACCGACCUUCAGUCCGGCUGCUGGUACCGCCUCGAACAGAGCCCGAGAGGAGGCCCAGCAGGGGAGGAGAUGUUGGGCACGGCGGCAGGAAUCUGGAGGGCGGUGGUGGCAGCGCAGGGCCGGAAGCGCUCGGCGAAGGCCUCUGUGGCGGUUCAGGAGAUGGGAGUCAGGGGAAUGCUGUACAUUCCACAGAGGCGCUACAUCUGCACAGACAGAUGCUCGCGUGCAAACCUCAGGAGGAGGGGGGGCCUUCCAGCAGCAGAGCUACAGAUGGUCCUGACCUGCCCAACGCUGUCGGCUUCUCCCCUCCCUCCAGCCCAAACCCGGCCAAGAAGAGCAGCUCCAUCAACUGGUCCUUCCCAGACAAGAUCAAGUCCCCACGCACCGUCAGGAAGAUCUCCAUGAAGAUGAAGAAGCUCCCAGAGCUUAGCCGGAAACUCAGCGUCAAGGGGACCCCAAGCAGCAGCAACAGCAACAACGGCAAUGGAAGCAAUCAGUUGGAGCCGAGAGCUCAUUCUCCCCGAAACAAUGGGAGUGGAUCGGAGGCCGCUCCUCAAUCUUCAGGCCCUCCUAGGUUAUCAUCCGGGGGUGGGCAGGCGAGCCGUAACGUAAUCUCGCGCUACCACCUGGACAGCAGCGUGUCCACGCAGCACAGCUUCAACAAGAAGAAAAGUAACGGCAGCUCCAAGUCAGCCAGUAAAGGUGGCUACCUCAGCGACGGUGACUCACCAGAGCUGGUGGCCAAAUCUGGGAAGCACGGCUCUGCGGAGGGGAAGGGAGGGAAAGGCAAGGAGGUGGAGGGAAGUGGAAGCUCGAAACUUAAUGGCACAGAGCUGGACAUUGAUGCUUUCCGCCAUUACAGCUUCACAGAGCAGCCCAAGUGCAGCCAGUACAUCUCUGGACUCAUGAGCCUGCACUUUUACGGCGCUGAAGACCUCAAACCUCCACGCAUUGACUCUCGGGACGUCUAUUGCGCCAUCCAAGUGGACUCGGUUAAUAAAGCACGAACCGCUCUCCUCACAUGUCGCACUACCUUCCUGGAUAUGGACCACACCUUCAACAUUGAGCUGGAGAAUGCCCAGCACCUGAAGCUGGUGGUGUUCAGCUGGGAGCCCACACCGAGACGCAACCGCGUCUGCUGCCACGGCACGGUGGUCCUGCCGGCGCUCUUCCGGGUGACGCGUUCCCACCAGCUGGCGGUGAAGCUGGAGCCACGGGGGCUGAUCUACGUGAAGCUGAGCCUGAUGGAGCAGUGGCAGAACUCACUGGACGGGGGGCCAGAUGGAGACAGGGAGCCCCAGGUGUUCGGUGUGGAGGCGUGGCGGGUGGUGGAGAAGGAGAACACAGGACUGAUGGUGCCGCUGCUUAUAAGCAAGUGCAUCAAUGAGAUUGAGAAGAGAGGCUGCCAGGUGGUGGGUCUCUACCGUCUGUGUGGAUCUGCAGCCGUAAAGAAGGAGCUACGUGAGGCGUUUGAGAGAGACAGCCACGCCGUGGAGCUGUGUGAAAACACGUAUCCUGACAUCAACGUCAUCACAGGAGUACUGAAGGACUACCUACGAGAGCUACCCUACCCUCUGAUCACCAAGCAGCUGUAUGAGGCCGUGCUGGAGUCCAUGGCCGUGAGGCCUCUGCGCAUGGGAGCGGCAGGCUGCGAGAACGACCAGGCCGACUCGGAGCACACCGUCAGCCUGCUGGAGAACCUGCCGGAGGUGGAGAGGAUGACUCUGCGGAAGCUUCUUGACCACCUGAAGCUGGUGGCGUCCUACCAGGAAGUGAACAAGAUGACGUGUCAGAACCUGGCGGUGUGUUUCGGCCCGGUGCUGCUGAGCCAGCGUCAGGAGGCGUCGUGCCACACCAACCGAGUCUUCAUUGACUCCGAGGAGCUGGCCAGCGCCCUCCACUUCAAAAAGCACAUCGAAGUCCUGCACUACCUGCUGCAGCUUUGGCCAGUUGUAGACCCAUAUGGCCAGUCCUCCUCAGCCUCUUUGGGUCCAGCUUCAUCAGACCUGCUGUCAGCUCCUCCUCUACGGCGGAGAAAAGAGCGCCCCCAGGUCCUGAACUUCACUGAGGCGGAGAUGGCAGGGGUUCUGCGGCCCAAACCGGGGCGCCUGGACAGCCCCAGCAACCGCUACGCCGGUGACUGGAGCGGCUGUGGCGAGAGCUACUUCCCUUCUGAAAUGUUGCUGCCUCCCAGCAAAGAGGAGGCAGACUAUGACGAUGUGCCCUCUGAAGAUACAGAGGCAGCUGAGGAGGGGCAGGAGAAGCCAGAGGACACAGAGGAAGAUAAAGGGCAGGCGGUCAUAUGCCCCGCUUAUGAACCCGUAGAGCAGGAGCAACCUCCAAGAGAGGAGGUGGUGAAGGAGGAAGAUGAUGAGGAAGAGGAAGAGGAGGAGAAGCAAGGAGAGAGUGAUAGUUCAGGCAACGGGCAGCAUUUAGAAGAUGAGGAGGAGGAGGAGAGGGUGUGCGACCACAUCCUGCCACCACGGCUGCCCAAAGAGCACACCUACCAGGCCUACAUGAAGAUCCAGGACAUCAGCCCCGUGCUGAGCAACCGAGUCAACCUGAGAGACCUGCAGGAGAGCAUCGACACGCUGAUAGGAAACCUGGAGAGAGAGCUCAACAAGAACAAGCUCAACGUCGGAUACUGACUCCUACCACAGCCACACACACACACACACACACACACACACAUCCACUCAUACACUCUCACAGAGCCUGACGAGGUUUGGCGAAGACCUUCUUUUACCGAUCAAGGUGCUUCAGGAUACAGCCACAGUGUUUCCAUGGAGAUCCUGUGUGGUCACCGGGGGAACGUGGCAUGCAGUGCUGCUGUAAAAAAACCUAAAGGAUGAGAUGAGAAGAAAUGUAACGGGGCACUUCUGGCGUUUGUACCUUACCCAUAGACAUUCCUAAUGUUUUUAUUUUCCUUUUAUUUUGUCAACUGUCUUACUUUAUGUUGAUGUUGUUGGUUUGUUUCAGUCCGGUUCUGUGUUCCAUGUUGUUAUUGUUGCUUCUCUUCUUAUUAGAAGAACCCAUUGACCCCUCAGGGGUUUAAAAGGUGCCUUAAUUGUGUGAAGGUGGUACGUCGAGAUGAAAAUCCACCCUGGAAUAAAACACAUCCUCUCCUCUGAUCCUCAUACAGUGUUGGCAAUCGACAGGAUAACCUCAAUGAUGUAUGAAGUGGUUUUACAUCAAAAAAGACUACAGUAUAUAUUUUUCAGCAGGUACGAAUCCUCUCUGGGUACGUUGGGGCUUUACUCACUCAAGAUUAAGCAGUGAUACUGAUGCCAACACACAGAGCAAAUUUAGUGACAGACAGUAUUUAUUCACUUUUUAAAAAUUGACUAUUUUAAUACCAAAACAUCCCAGGGCUUCCAGAGUUUCCCCAGUUCUUGGCCAAAUCAGAAGCAACAUUUUGAUGUGGGACACUUCCACAUUCACUCAGUGGUAGGAACAAAAUCUGGGAUACAUUAGGCCUUUCAAUUAAGAAUUGGUUUCCAACAAAAAAUAUGUAAUUAGGUAAUUAAACUAAUUUAGAAAUGUGCACAGAAAACAAAACCAUCCUGUUGGUCGGGGCAGCCCCUCGUUCAUGUUUGGCAGCAGAAGAAAUAUGUUCCAAUAUUUUAUUGAACCUCGCUGUUAUUUACCAGAACAUUAGUCUCUAAUUCUGAAUGGAAAAACCAAUGAUUUGUUUCUGAAUUCCAGGGUUUCAAGUCUCUGGUUUCAUGUAGUUUCUACCUUGUAAUCUUAGUAUUUAUUGAAUGAGAUACUCCAGGGAUUUAAUGUUGCUUUUUCAGAAAAUUUGGAGACUUACAAUGGAUACAUUAGGACCUGAGUGGUCAAAAUGGAAGCAAGAGAGACUGAGAUAUCCUGAUUUUCACAGGCCCAAAACUCUAAAACACCAGAUCCCACAUUUCUAAAAAGUAUCUUUGCAACAUAAUGUUUUUUGGAAAGCUCCCCUUGAGCCGUAGAAGACAUUAUACAACAGUUUUCUAAGGCUGAGUAGAACUCCUUUUGAACUUUUUGUGAUUAAAAUCAGUGGAGUGUUCCUUUAAUGCAAACCAAGAUCACAGGAGGAGCUUGUGUAUAUUCUGUUUCAGGGUGGAUUUCCUUUUUAAGGCAGCAGAGAGCUUUUCUAUUGAGGUAUGAAACACUAAAUGUUGUACAACAAUAAUGCACUUAUGAGGCAGGCAGUAGUGUAGAUUGUCAUUAUAGAUCAUGCAGUAAAUCAUAUUCUGGCUAUGAACUGAGUCGAGGGAGAAACAGCCACCACUGAGACCUCCUCUUAGAGAUAAAUAUGAAAGAAUAUGGGUUGAAAUUAAUUUACUUUUGUGUAAGAUUUUUAAAUGUUAACACACCCAUCUACAGGCAUACACACAUUUGUCAGAGCUGGAUAAGGGAUAAGGGGAAUAACAUUCAGUGGUAUCUCUGUUCAUCUUUGUUCACAGGUGUACAGUAGAGAUGUGUUUGAUCUUAAGCAGGCAAUGAAAAAACAGAACACGUGUUUCAUGUGGCAUCAUGUUCACUUUAGGCCUAAAGGAAUAGUCCAACAUUUUGGGAACUGUGUUUAUGUGCUUUCUUCACAAGACUGCGAUGAGAGAAUCAGUGUCACUCUCAUGAGAACUAAAUAUUAAGCACAAAGCAGAAGGCUGUUAGCUUAGCUUAGCAUAAAGACUGGAAGCAGUGGGAAACAUCUAACCUGGUGCUACUUGAGUUACAUUUGUAAAAAUUGGCUACACUCAAAACCAAUUCAUUAUUGAUUACAAUCUGCAUCUUGUCCAGGAGACUGGCACAAGUUUGACCCUGACCAAUCAUCGUGCACAUCCUUGCCUGUUGUUAGAGAUGAGGGUCAAGAAAUUGUAAACACAGUUUUCCAGUAUGUACUGGUUAAUCUUCAUCUGUCAACCCCUAAUCUAAAGGUAAAACAAUCUUUUAAUCAAAAAGACAAACAAAUAGUGGAUCUUAUGUCUUUAUGCUAAACUAAACAUCUCCUGGCUCCAGCUGCAUACACACAUGUAUCUUCUCACUUAACGGAAUACAUGUUUUCCCCAAAACAUAAAACUAUUCCUUUAAACUCCUUCUGCAUCUCCCAGCUUUUGGCAAAACCGUGAAAUAGAAACAGCCCAAAUGUGAAGCACAAUUUUCAGAGCAGCAGUGGAAACUGUUAGCGGUGCGGGCUUCAGUUAGUAUGACUUAGCUAGCUGCCUAAAUCGACAAAGGACGUUUUCAGCAAUCCAGGGAUUCAGAAUGAUCAGUAUUUAACCUAUAUGUAUAUGUAUAUAAUUAUAUAAAUGUAUUCGGAGUAUAUUAUUUUUACAGCUUCUAUUUCAAUGGCGUAUUUAAAUACUUCCGAUGACCUCGUAGUGUUGACUUGUAGCAAUAGUCGCUUUUCCUCCCUUCAAGCUACCUGUACACAUCUAAAUGUGCUGGACUAAUGGUACAACUUUAGCUGUAAAAUAUAUGAUAAAAUUGUGCUCUUGCAGAAAAAGUGAUAUUGUUAUUUUUGUUAUAUUGUGUAUAUAUUUGACAUUGUUUUUUGUGUCUCUGGUGGACUAAGCUGUGUUCAUGUUUAUUUUUUUUUUUUUAAGGUACUGAACGUUGCAUGGUCAAAAGCUUUACUGACACAAACAAGGCUCUUUCUCAUCUGCCUUUGUAUUUGAUAUUUAUGUGUAAAAAGACUAUUUUGUAACGUAUGCUUGUUUGUUCGUCACCGUGUUCCUCUGAUAGAUAAUUGCAUUGAUAAAGCUUUUCUCCAGAGGAUGUGAAGGCAGACAGCGACUUAAUUUGGUGCGGUACUGGCUGGGAAACUUUACAGUUAUUUCCUUGGUUAGUUGUUUGAUCUGAAAUGCCAGAAAAUUGGGAAAACUAACAAUUCUGGAAAGCCCAAUGUGACAUUUUCAUAGUGCUAUCCUUGUCAAACCCACAGACAAGAGUCAAAGUUAUUAGGUUUACUGUCACAUAAGAUAGAAAAAAAGAAAAUCCUCAAAAUCAUGAGCUUAAACUUAUACAUUUUUGCUUGAAAAAUGACUAGACAAUUAAUUAUUAAAAUAGUUUUGUCAGUCAAGUAAUGUUUCAGCUCUAAAAUAUAUAAUCCUUAAACAUGUACAAAUAUUCAUUUACCACUCAGCCCAUCUCUACACAAAUAUUUCAGAAAAUGUUCAUCUCAAAUCAACAUCUACAGGCUAAUUACUGGAAAACAUGUCAACUUUUAUGUGGCUCAAAUCAGACUCACCUUUAAUGAGAUGUUAUUUUCUAGAGGAGAAAAAACAAGAGAAACUGAAUUGGCAGUAAGUGAAAUUGUUGCUCUGUUAUUUAUAUAUUUUUCAUAUCCAUUUUUCACUCAUGUUCCACAGCCCUCCCUCCUACAUGAUUAUCUCUUCAUGACCCUGCUGCUUCCUGGUGAAGCUGUGCCGGCUGCCGGUCUGAGUGGGUCUGGUGAAAAGUGAGGGCUUUCAGCAGGGUUCCUUUCAAACCAUCUGUCUGCCCAGGCAACACAAAACCAACCAGGGACUCAUUUAAAGAAGUCAGCACAGAGCAUCAGAUGCAUGCUAUGCAACUUUUAGAUCUCUCAUUGAAAUUUUAAAAUUGUUUUUUCAGAUCUGAAAGCUGCCCACACACAUUUCAAAGAUCCAAUUUGACUGAGAUGUUUUUAUGAAGAGGCGAUGCUCAAAGGAUACACUGAAGCUCGACGUCAGGUUUUUAUGGUCUUAUAAUAGAGGUCUAAAUUCAGCAUGAAGCCUGUUUUAGGCAAUACAGUUCUGUUAAAUUAGUUGGUCAGCUGCGUCCUGCAGAGAUGCAGUCUUGGGGACAGAGCCACAACCGCCCAAAUGUAACUGCUGAAUGGUUUAGUGGUAGCGCAACAUCAAGUUUAAUUAUCAAUGCAUUCCUCUCUGUCUUAUCCUCUGAGCUUCUCCCUCUGUCUGUCACAGGAUAAAUCAAUAGCAUAUAUACACCUGCAUUAUUGUUUUGGUGUUGCAUCUAUCUGUCUUGUCCUCUUUGUCCUUUGGAGAGAAAAUACCACACAACAAAAUAAACAAAACAGAAAAUUGCUUUGUAUUGAUCCUGAGAAAUGUAUGGUAAUAAUAAAGUAUAUUAUUUUACAUUCAA
Messenger RNA from Lates calcarifer (barramundi perch), 9838 nucleotides. It is a transcript of the gene syde2, whose product is annotated as synapse defective 1, Rho GTPase, homolog 2 (C. elegans). Gene Ontology annotation, biological process: signal transduction. The record is from RefSeq and is a predicted model, not a curated record. NCBI's taxonomy places the organism in Eukaryota, Metazoa, Chordata, Actinopteri, Centropomidae.